Molecule: messenger RNA, 1302 nt
Organism: Sclerotinia sclerotiorum 1980 UF-70
Lineage: Eukaryota; Fungi; Ascomycota; Leotiomycetes; Helotiales; Sclerotiniaceae
Exons: 2
Coding region: 1-1302 (433 amino acids)
Molecular function (GO): nucleic acid binding; zinc ion binding
Source: RefSeq, a predicted model, not a curated record
AUGGACUCCAGUCAGCAACCCACCGAACCAGUUUCCUUCAUUUCCAUUGGGGCCCCAGAGCAGGCCGCCGCCACCAUGGAGCCGAGACGAGCAAUCCAGGUAUCCACCCCUGACUUGUUCCACGGAGAUCGUAGCAAGCAUCGAGCUUUUGUCGCACAAGCUGAUCUCUACUACGCUUUCAAUGGACACCUUUUCUUGACACAAAUGCAAAGGAUCUUGUGGUUAAUCUCGUUCUUCCGAGGAACUGCGUUCAAUUGGAUCGAACCCUUCUUCAAUGACCUUAUGACCAAGACAACCGACGGACAACUCAACGAGAACAUGAAACCUGAGACACGCCGCCUCUUCAAUACUUACGAGUCAUUCCGACAAGGAUUCGACAGGGCUUUCGGGGAAGUUGACCCCGAUCACAUGGCUGAGAGAGCAUUACGACAACUUAAGCAGACAGGGUCAGUUACAGCCUACACUGCUAAAUUCCAACAAUACGCCGGGCGUAUUACAUGGGAUGAUGACUACCUUAGAUCCCAGUUCUAUGAGGGACUCAAGGAUAUCAUCAAGGACGAGCUAGCUAGAGCUCCGAAACCGCCAAACCUUUCCGAGUUAAUCGAGACCUCCAUCCUAAUUGACAAUCGUUUUUAUGAACGACGAAUGGAGAAGAAGGGAAUCACUCAAGAAAGUAGAAAGUUUCCAAAACAUCAGCGCCAGAACAGAUACGAUGAUGCCGGCGAUCCAAUGGAAUUGGACGGAGCUGAACGCCACCAAAAACCAAAUGGACUUAGCGUUGAAGAGAAAAAGAGACGCAGGGAAAACAAUCUAUGCUUCACCUGUGGGAAAAGCGGACAUAUGUCUAGGGAUUGUUCCCAGAAAAAGCCUUUCGCCGCGAAGGGCAAGAAACAAGUAAGAUUUGGAACCAAGAAACUGGGAUCCCGAGAAGCGGGUUCCCUAGAGGGUAGCUUCCGAGAGAUUGGACAAUUAAUCAUAGAAGUCAACCUGGAGAACCAGGAAGUCAAGGCCCUGAUCGAUUCAGGAGCUAUGGGAAUAUUUAUGGAUCCCGACUUUGCCAAAGAGAAUGGGAUCCCCACCGAGCCAAAGGAGCACCCCUACCAGCUGACGCUGUUGGGAGGCAAGAAGGUCGGAGUAGAUGGCUGGACUUCUGGGGAGGCCGGAUACCGUGCUAUGGCAGCCACGGAUCCUCCACUGGUCGGCGAGACCGAUGCAAAAGAGAUUCCAGUGCAGUACAGAAAGUUCGCCAAGCUGUUCGAAGACCCGCAGGAUUUGAGAGCCCUGCCAGAACAUAAACCUUAG